Molecule: messenger RNA, 7163 nt
Organism: Bombina bombina (fire-bellied toad)
Lineage: Eukaryota; Metazoa; Chordata; Amphibia; Anura; Bombinatoridae
Gene: ORAI1
Product: ORAI calcium release-activated calcium modulator 1
Exons: 2
Coding region: 164-946 (260 amino acids)
Biological process (GO): store-operated calcium entry
Cellular component (GO): membrane
Molecular function (GO): store-operated calcium channel activity
Source: RefSeq, a predicted model, not a curated record
CAUUCUGGGAAAGGGUGGGUACGGCGGCCUUGAGAGUCUGUGUGCGAUAGACUGUCGUUACUUUUGCUUUUUAGUAUUUCCGUUAUACCAGCACCAAGAUUCGAGAGGUUGAGUAAUUUCGUGUCAUGAUGCCCACGUACGCGCUGUCCUAGUUGCAGGGCAAAUGUACCCAGAUCAAGGUGAUACACAAAAAACCCGCCCGCGCCCCCCGCAGCAGGAGGUGGAGGAGGAGGUCUCCUAUCCGGAGUGGAUUAGCAAGAGCUACGUGGAACUCAUGAGUCUAAACGAGCACUCGAUGCAGGCGCUGUCCUGGAGGAAGCUCUACUUGAGCCGGGCCAAGCUCAAAGCCUCCAGCCGGACAUCUGCGCUGCUGUCUGGCUUCGCCAUGGUUGCAAUGGUGGAAGUUCAGCUAGAUGGAGAAUAUGCCUAUCCAACCGGUCUGUUGAUUGCCUUUAGUGCAUGCACAACGGUGUUGGUCGCUGUUCAUCUCUUCGCGCUCAUGAUAAGCACGUGUAUUCUUCCCCAUAUCGAAGCUGUUAGCAAUGUCCAUAAUCUCAACUCUGUCAAAGAAUCCCCACAUGAGCGGAUGCAUCGGCAUAUUGAACUAGCCUGGGCCUUCUCCACAGUCAUUGGCACUCUCCUGUUCCUGGCAGAGGUUGUAUUGCUGUGUUGGGUAAAAUUUCUCCCAGUGAACAGUCCAAAAUCCUCUGUAAACGAUUCUUCCAUCAGCCCAGGAAAGGCAGCUGCGAUUGCAUCAACGUCCAUCAUGGUCCCAUUUGGAGUAAUUUUUAUCAUUUUUACUGUUCAUUUCUACAGAUCAUUAGUUAGCCAUAAAACAGACCGGCAGCUGAAGGAUUUAACUGAACUUUCAGAGCUUGCUCAACUUCAGAAUCAGUUAGACCAUAGAGGAGACUCUGGACAAUAUCAUCCUGGUCAUUAUGCAUAAAUAUUAAAGUGCCAUAAAACAUGUUGAGAUAUGUGCAUAUCCUAAAAGGGCUAAUUAAGUUAAAAUAGUUUGCAUUAAAAAAAUGUUUAAAAAUUGCUGACAAGUAUUUUAAAAUAAUUUUCAAAAUCGGUUACAUAGCCAUGCUGUCUGCAGUAGUCUGAUCCACCACCCCUUAUCAGUGUUUAGCUUCAGUAACACAGGCAUCAUAUUUCAACUGAGUUCACAGCAGCUUAGUUGCUUCUAGGUAUGCUACAGCAGAUGAGUGUUAAAGUCUUGUAUUCUACCACACAAAGGUGGAUAUAGAUACAGCCAUAAAAGGAAUUGUGUGGGGGGAGUUAGAGCUGUACAAUUCUGUAACUUAAAAGAAAGGUUAAUGGCGAGGCACUGCAGUAUAAAUUUGCAGGUAAAGUAAUUAAAGUACAUAUUAUUAUAAUUUGUCGCUAUCCCAACGUGUUUUAUGUCCUUUAAUAUACCUUUUAAAGGGGUUAAUGUAUGUUUUGUUAUAUUGAAUACAGUUCAUAAACUGUCGGAUUGACGUUUCCGUACUGUGUAGUUCCUUUUGAAAUACAACAUGCACUGUUACCACUGUAAAAUAUUAAGCAGAUUGUAAUACUAGGGAUUUUGCUACUGGCCCUCAGCAUGCUGCGUUGUGUCUAAAGGAGAAAGUAUCUUUCUAUACUUCCAGUCCACCAAAGAGUCUGCUCUUUACUAAAGAACGUACCCCUAUAAAGGUGCUUGCCAAGGCUUACACUGUAUGUGCCAAACUUCAGUUUAGAAAAGACAAGUCGUGGACCAAUCUUGAAGUAGACAGAAGUCUGGAAAUGAGUACUCAAUAUUCAAGCACAUGCAGCUAAUUUUUAUGUAGCCACACAAAGUAUAAUCCUGCUUCUGUAAUGUUUGCCUCUUCCAUAAGGGCAAGCAAUUUAUUGUUUUGCAUGUCACUGCAGGUCAGACUUUUAAGUAGCAUGCAAAGGAUUUAAGUGUAAUUCAAAUGCAUGCAUCACUUACCUUUUUGAUUCACUGGAUUGCUUUUGAGUUUUAAAUAUUAGUGUGUGUGUGUUUGUGUAUAUAUGUGCAUAAAGAAGUGUUUAUUUUCUCAGCUUUUGUAAAUCACACAUUUUUAUAGAUCUUUUUCAUUUGGAACGUCAACCUUAUUGCUGCAAGUGCCUUCAGUGCAUCAUUUUAGUGCACUGAUAGUUUUGCCAUUACAAAAUAUUUUAUAAGUACCAAAUUUGUAUCGAUUUUCAGUGUAUAAAAUACCAAUUUACAAUAUUACCAUGCUCUUUUCACAUAGCAAAGACAACAAAUAUGUGUUAGUAGAAAUGGUUCAAGGGAUACAGUUAAUAUUUAAGUGAGCAUCAUAGUUAAAACAAAACCUUGUUUGUGAGAUAUAUAUAUAUAUAAAAAGAAAGAAAAUAAUUAAAUCAUGGAUUUAAAAAAGAUGUAAAAAAAGGGUUCUGUAGAGGAUACCCAAAGUAAAUUCAAAACCUUCAGGAUAUUAUAUUUAGUUCCAAGCAUGUGGAUCUAUUAUAUCAGUUAGUCUAAACAUAAUCUUCAAUAGGCAGCACGUAUCCUAAUGUUUCUUUAAAAAAAAAAGUGGAGCAAAUUAUUUCUCUGUAAACCAUAAACAGAGUCCAGUAAAAUGCCCACUCACAAAAGUUGCAGUACUCCUUUAUGCUGACAGACAGGUGUUCUCACAAUUUGUUCCCCAGCAGUGAAACUGGUCAGUAGCUCAAUAAAAGACUUAUAGGGACAGUCCAGUCAAAAUAAAACUUUCAUGAUUCAGAUAGGGCAUUCCAUUUUUAAACAACUUUCCAAUUAACUUUUAUCAUCCCAUUUGAUUUGUUCUCUUGGUUUUCCUUGUUGAAAGCUGAACCUAGGCAGACUCAUAUGCCAAUUUCUAAGCCUUUGAAGGCCACUUCUUAUCUCAGUGCAUUUUGACAGUUUUCACAGCUAGUCCGUACUAGUUUGUUUGUGCCAUAUUGAAACUCUGUGCUUACUCAUGUGGAUUUAACUAUGAGUCAGCCCUGAUUGGCUAAAAUACAAGUCUGUCAAAAGAACUUAAAUAUGGGGGUACUCUGCAGAGGCUUAGAUACAAGGCAACCACAGAGAGGUAACAAGUAUAGUAAUAUAAUGCAAAACUAGGGAAUAGGUAAUAAAGGGAUUAUCUAUCUUUUUAAACUAUUACAAUUCUGGAGUAGACUGUCCCUUUAAAGUAAAACCUGUAAAUUUAUUAAAACAAAUCCAGAGGUGCUUUACACAACUAUUACCCUCCUAAUUAAAUGAGUUUCUCAGUUAACCAGAGACAUUUCUUUAGGCUUCUGAAAUCAGUAGAACACACCUGAAUACACUGCUUUAGUACCUCAUUUAGGUCCUCCCGAUUGUCUCUUUAGAUGCUGUUAAAUCGUGUUGCAUAUACUUUAGACCUGCUAGAUAACCCCCUACAUAGUCCUCCUGUCAGAUGUGCUUCUUAAGACUCCCCCUUUUCCUGUUUGGUCAACUAGCAAUAUGUCCAUAGGUAUCAUGCACUCUUUCUACCCAGAAGCUUGCUCGGCCAAUAGUGUACAUGCAUGGAAGUAAAAUCAAUGCAGAAUUUUUGUUUUGCUAAACUUGUAGAUUUUACAUUUUUUACUAGUGACAACAUUUUUAAAUGGGAGUACUUUUAAAAUGAGCACUUUUUCAUUAUUUGAUGGGUAUAUGAUUUUUCUGGUUGGCACCUUCUUUAUAAAACUUCUUCCUGUCUCCUGGGCAGCUUCAAAUGUAUCUGUGAACAUUAAUCAAUUACCUCCAAACCAAAAGCAGACAUCUUUGUACAUUGCCUUAUCUGAAGCAUCUGGGAGAUCAGGAAAAGAAAACUAUGCUUUUUUUUGGGGGGGGGGCACUAUAAUGCUCACUUUAAAAGACUGUCCAAAUAUUUUAUUAUUCCCCUUUUUCUUUAAUUAUAGUCAAACUCCACAAUAUUUUAUUGUUUGCUAUGACGGUUUGGGUGUUUUGCUCAAAAAAGGUCUUAACCAUACUUGAUGUGCUUUUUUAUUAAGCAGAAAAUUUACUAAAAACUGUGAGGUGCAUAGAACUGUUUCAAUAAAUACCCAACAUUAACCGUCUUCUCCUGAUUUUAUAAUGACUCUGUUUUGUAUUGUCUAACUUAAAAAACAACGUUUUUGAUUAACAAAGGGAACAUGUCUGUAUAUUUUAAUGUGACCCCUUUACUGAUGGAUUCUAGUAAGAUCUUCUAACAAUCAUUCUGUUUUGCAGGUAUAUAUUGAUGCAAUGUGUGUUUGAGAUUUUGUUUUGUUUGUUUAUUUGUUUUUUUGUGCACUUUGUCUAAACCCUUGUAAUAACUUAACUAUUUUGCAAAAUGCUAUGAUCUGACUGUCCCCCCCCCCCCCCCAAAAAAAAAAAAUCUUAUUUGUUUUAAAACCUGUAUAAUAUAAUAAAUGGUAUCCCCUGCAUUUGGAGGGGUUUCCUUUAAAAGUAUAUGUUAAAGGGACAUAAUACUCAUAUGCUAAAUCACUUGAAACUGAUGCAGUAUAACUGUUAAAGCUGACAGGAAAAUAUCACCUGAGCAUCUCUAUGUAAAAAAGGAAGAUAUUUUACCUCACAAUCUCCUCAGCUCAGCAGAGUAAGUUCUGUGUAAGAAGUUAUACUUCACCUGCUCCCAACUGCAGGUAAAAAAAAAUGAAGAAAUGAACAGCAGCCAAUCAGCAUCAGCAGUGCUAAGGUCAUGAACUCUUUUACUGUAAUCUCAUGAGAUUUGAUUAAAUUUGUUCCUAAUGAUCACGUGACCACUAUUGAGGACGUUUUUCCACAGGCCCCUUAGCUGAAAUCAAUUGAAGAGUUUUUGCCGCCUGCAUUUAUAGCACAGCACUGUAAUACUGUGUACAGCACAUGAUUAGUUUGUAAACUGUAAAAGAGCCGUAAUAAUUUUUAAUGCUGGUCUUUUUUUUAAAUUGAACCUAACAGGAAGUAAAUGUCCUAAUAUUAUAUAACACAUUAUAUAUUAAGAUAUAAUAUUACAAUAUUAAUGUAAUUUUGAGAGAGUCCUGGAACCAAACUCAUUUACUUCCCAUUGAAAUUAUAUAAUUGGAUUAGUUUUGCACAGGUUUUUUUGUUUUUUUUUAAUACAACUAUUCCUUCAAGAACAGAACCCUGAUGUGAAGUGUGUACCUAGGGCUAUCUGUACAUGAUUUAAUCAAGUCAAGGAGAUUUUAAAUAUUUUGUAGAGGAUUGUAUUCGUUCACUUUUUUUUUUUUUUUAUCUCUCUCUGUUUAAAGCUUGGCAUCGUUGUUAGAGCUUGGUUGCAUUCUGCAAAGACUUAUUAGAGGGAGUAAAUGUACUCUGCAUUAAAAUCUUGUCUGAGUAAGCCUUUAAGUGGCUUAAACUGAAGUAUGCAACAUUUUUAAUUUGCUAAAUAUUUGACAUAAUUCUAUUUAUUAAAGCAGAAUAAAGUUUCUAAAUUAAACUUGUUUUCCCUGAGUGCAUGCCACAUUUUGAACACCUCCACUCAUCCAACAAACUAUAAUUUGAUUGUGUCCGAGCAGACAGUCACAGGAUGUCCAACCCAAAUGAUUAAAGUGAUCGUAAAUCCUAGCGUUUCUGAAACGCUAGGAUUUACCAAUGCAACAAAUAAAGGGGACUUUAAGUCAUUAAGUAUAUAAUACUUCAUGCUGGAAGUUUCUUUGUCUGUAGCGUUCACCAAACAGAGUGCCUCAGGCAGCCCACGGCAGAACUCUUUAUCACUGAGUUGAUUUUAGCCAAUAGCGUGCUAGCUAUCCAGCAUAAUGCCAGUGGGCGGUGAACGCUGCAGACAAAUAAAGGAACUUUCAGCAUAGAAACAUAGAUAUUGACGGCAGAUAAGAGCCAUAGGCCCAGCAAGUCUGCCCGACCUUACCUAACAGUAUAAACUUAUCUAGUUUGUAGGAUAGCCCUAUGCUUGUCCCAUGCAUUUUUAAAGUCCCCCACAGUGUUUGUUGCUCUACCUCUUGAGGAAGUUUAUUCCAUAAAUCAAUCACUCUUUCUGUAAAGAAGUGCUUCCUCAAAUUACUCCUGAAUCUACUACCCUUUAGCUUGAGCUCAUGACCCCUUGUUCUUGAAUUUUCCAUUUUAUGUAAAAUACCCACAGCCUCAGUUUUACUAAACCCUUUAAUGUACUUGAAAGUUGCUAUCAUAUCACCUCUUUCCCUUCUCUCCUCUAAGCUAUACAUAUUUAGGUCAUUGAGCCUAUCCUGGUAAGUUUUAUUUUUUAGACCAUGUACCAUUUUGGUAGCCCUCCUUUGCACAGAUUCAAGUUUGUUAAUAUCCUUCUGAAGAUAUGGCCUCCAGAACUGCACACAAUACGCAAGAUGAGGCCUAACUAAUGAUCUAUAAAGUGGCAUAAGAACCUUACUACUUCUGCUGCAAAUACCUCUACCAAUACAUCCAAGCAUUCUGCUAGCCUUACUCGCUGCAUUACUACAUUGUUUACUAAGUUUUAAAUCAUCUGAAAUAAUAAUUCCCAAGUCCUGUUCCUCGUCUGUAACAGUCAGUAAAGUGUCAUUGAGUCUGUAAUUAACAUUUGGAUAUUUUCUACUUCAUGACUGAAAGUCCCCUUUAUUUGUUGCACUGGUAAAUCCUAGCAUUUCAGAAACUCUAGGAUUUACUAUCACUUUAAGCUGUCUCCUGAAAAUGGUCUUCAUAGGUUGCAGCCAAGCUUGUCAGUAACAUCAUGAUUAUAAAGAAUAUAAUAAAUACAAUGUGCAAUAACAAAUUUGGGCUCACUGCAUUGUAGCCUUUUUUUCUUUCUUUUUUUGGUAGCAAAAAGCAAAACUAUUAGUAAUAUGGAGUAAAUGCUUAUAGACACUAAGGACUCGUUUCCAUUGAGGUGGUAAAGUUUGGAAACUGGUGAUAAAAACAUUUAUCUCCAUUAAAGUCUGUGGAGAAUUUUUAUGUUACCACCAGUUUCCAAACUUUACAAACUCAAUGGAAGCUAAGCCUGAGUUGCCAAACAAGGAUAAAUACUUUUGUUUGAAAAUAAAUCCGAACAGGGUAUUCAACAGUUCGUUUCCUGGAAGGUUCAUAGAUACUGUAUAUCAGCACUGUAUUGAAAAAUGUCUUGUCCUGUUGUGCAAAAAAUAAAUUAUAUUUCUGCAGACUUACAGUAAUAUUUGAAAUUGUAUGAAAAGUGAGUUCUGUAAACAUAUUCCACACUAGAAUAAAUGCAUUUUUAUUAUAUACAUUG